Molecule: messenger RNA, 2894 nt
Organism: Daktulosphaira vitifoliae (grape phylloxera)
Lineage: Eukaryota; Metazoa; Arthropoda; Insecta; Hemiptera; Phylloxeridae
Product: disks large homolog 1-like
Exons: 19
Coding region: 343-2880 (845 amino acids)
Biological process (GO): chemical synaptic transmission
Cellular component (GO): neuromuscular junction; postsynaptic density membrane; neuron projection
Molecular function (GO): protein binding
Source: RefSeq, a predicted model, not a curated record
UCCACCAUUUUUAAAUAUAUAAAGUCGCAUUAUCGCAACAAAAGUUGUGCCAAUUCGUCUCAAGUACUGUACUUUUCUCCUUCUUAGGUAGUUUUUGAGCAUUUUGUUCAAUUCGUCAAUACAUAUAUAUGUACGUGUAUGCAUUUGCAGCAUUUACUAAAUAACGGAAGUGUUAACAUGACCCAUAAACAUUUUACAGCUGAUUCCAUUGAUUUUUCUGUGUCAUAUCCCGUUUAAUAUUAAAAUUACUCCAAUUGUAUUUUAUUCGUUGAAUAAAUAUAUAUUACUUAAUCAUUUUUAUCAAUUGCUUUGAUUUUUUUAAGUUAAAGGUGAGAAUAAGAAAUGCCUGUUUGUAAACAAGAUGAAACACUGAGAGCACUUGCUCUUCUUGAAGAUUAUCAAGCAAAGUUAUCUAGUGUUCCCAAUAGUGAUCUUCAAGUAGUUAUGCAGCUAGUAAUUGGGACUUUUAAAUCACGAUUGUUCCAAGCUCUAAUUGAUAUUCAAGAGUUUUAUGAAUUAGCUCUUCAAGAUGAAACUAAUUCGGUAACUGAUGAAGAAUUGUCAAUAGCCCAAAAAUUCAUUAUGGACCAAUUAGAUAAUAAAAUGAAAAUGAAUGAUAUUGAUUUGGAACCUUUAGAAACAGAAUGUCAGCAAGACUACAAAAAAAAACAGCUAGUAGACAUUAGUUGCCAGAUUAAUAGAUCAAUUGAACAUAAUGGCAACCAUUCUUUUGGGGAUGCAACUGAACAAGAAUCUAAUCUUGAAACAGAUGAUGAAAUGGAAAAUUGGGAAUAUGAUACAAUUAUUGUUGAACGUCGUUCUGGUGGUUUAGGUUUUAGUAUUGCGGGUGGUGUAGAUUCAGAAUCACUGGUUCUGGUAACUAGAGUUAGCCCAGAUAUCGGUGCGACUGGCCUUCGUGCUAAUGAUAUAAUUCUAAAAGUUAAUGAUAUUUCACUUGAAAAUGUACCACAUAAUUAUGCUGUGACAGCCUUAAAAAAUGCUGGUGAUGUUGUUACACUUUACUUAAAAAGACGUAAAAAGGAAUCUUAUGAUGAAUCUGAUAACUCGUAUUCAAUAAAAGAAAUUGGUCUGAAAAAGAUAGAUGGUGGAUUAGGGUUUACAAUAGCUGGUGGUGUAGGAAAUGUUCAUUUACCUGGAGAUAAUGGUGUAUAUGUUACAAAAAUUUUAGAAGGUGGGUCUGCUCAUAAUGAUGGACGCUUGCAAGUUGGUGAUAAAUUAAUUGCUGUUAAAAAUACUUUGAAGGGAAAUAUUAAUUUAGAAAAUGUAACUCAUGAAGAAGCAGUUGCAGCUCUUAAAGAUACUGGUGAAUUAGUGACAUUAGUAAUUAUUAAAAACUCACUUGAUCUUCACUAUAAAAAAGCAAAAUCUAAAAUAGAUUUAUCUUUAAAAUCUAGCCAUGAAAAUAUCUCAGUAUUACAUGAAAAAAUAGCAACCAUUCGUAGAUCUGAAGAAGGGUUAGGAUUUAACAUUGUUGGAGGUGAAGACAAAGAAGGAAUUUUUAUAUCAUAUAUAGCUCCAGGCAGUCCAGCAGAUCAAAAUGGUAUUUUAGAACCGGGUGAUCGUAUAUUAAGUGUUAAUGCUAUUGAUAUGGUAAAUGCUACUCAUGAUGAAGCAGCUAUUGCACUAAAAGGUGAUGGACCUAUAGUAACUAUUGUUGCACAACCACGACCAGAAGAAUAUCAUUUGCUUCAAAUAAAAUUGGCAGUAUUAAAAGAACAAAUGAUGAAGAAAGCCCUUGUAACCUCUAAUACCUUACCUAGACCAUCUAAAAAACAACAAUUUAUUGUCAGAGCACUAUAUGAUUAUGACCCAAACCGUGAUGAUGGCUUGCCAGGACGAGGAAUAUCUUUUACUUAUGGAAGUGUUUUAAAUGUUAUUAAUGCUAAUGAUGAUGAAUGGUGGCAAGCUAAAAAAUUGUUGCCUUUUGGUGAGGAAGAUCUUAUUGGCAUCAUACCAUCUAAGAAGCGUUGGGAACGUAAACAAAAAUUAAGAGAUCGUACUGUUAAAUUUCAAGGUCACGUUCCAGUUCUAAUUGACAAAACCACUACAUUAGAAAAAAAAAAGAAAAAUUUUACUCUAAGUCGUAUGUUUCCAUUCAUGCGGAGUAAAGUAGACCGUUUAGAGUGUACUGGUUCAGAUCAAGACCAUUAUAUGCUCUGUUACACCCAUGAAGAUCCUACAUCUGAUGGUAUUAAUUUAAGCAGCAUAAGUGUUAUUGAAUUACUUGUUGAAGAACCAUCCUUACCUUAUGAAUCUGUUGUAAAGAAAUCUAUUACCUACAGUCGUCCUGUUAUUAUCGUUGGAAUAUAUAAGGAUAGAAUAAAUGAUAAUCUGAUAUCAGAAUAUCCAGAUGAGUUCGGAUCAUGUGUACCUCAUACUUCAAGAGAAAUUAGACCUGGAGAAGUUGAUGGUGUGCAUUAUCAUUUUAUUAAAUCAAGAGAACAAAUGGAACGUGAUAUUAAAAAUCAUUUAUUUAUCGAAGCUGGUCAAUUUAAUGAUAAUUUAUAUGGAACAUCUCUUGCUUCAGUUCAAGAAGUGGCUGAACAAGGAAAACAUUGCAUCCUUGAUGUGAGUUCUAAUGCAAUAAAAAGAUUACAAACUGCAAAUCUGCAUCCUAUCACUAUUUUUAUUAAAGCACCAUCAUUGGAUUUCAUAAUGAGAAUUAGUGAUAAAAUGACAGAAGAACGAGCAAAAAAAAUUUAUGAUCAAGAAAUAAAAGUUGAGCAAGAUUACAGUGAAUACUUAACAGCAAUUGUGAAGGGUGAUUCAUUUGAAGACUUAUUUAAAAAAGUAAAAGAAGUUAUUGAUAUGCAUGCUGGCCCAGAAGUGUGGUUACCAAAUAAAGAUCAUAUAAUUUAAUGAUAUUUUUUUUU